AUGGAGCAUCACUACAGGAUUGAUGUGUUUUUGGCAACGGUUGAUUCUCAAAUACUUGAAAUGAAGAAUAGGUUUAAGGAAGAUGUAAUAGAGUUGCUUAUUCUUAGUUCAGCAUUGCACCCCAAAGAUAAUUUUCAGGCUUUCAAUAUUGAACAAAUUUGUCAACUUGCAAACAAGUUUUAUUCAGCUGACUUCACAGAUCAAGAGAAGUUACACUUAAGAACUCAAUUAGAGCUUUUCCAGAUUGAGUUUUCCUGUAAUUCUCAGCUUCAAAAUUUGUCAUCACUUCAGGAGUUGUGCCAAGUGUUAGCGAAGACAAAAAAGUCAAUGUGCUAUACUCUUAUUGAUAGAUUGAUUCGUCUUAUUUUGACUCUUCCUGUUUCAACAGCUACAACAGAGCGUGCAUUUUCUGCUAUGAAAAUCAUCAAGACUUGUUUGCGUUCUAGGAUGGAGGAAGAUUUUCUUGCCAACUCUAUGAUAAUGUAUAUUGAGAAAGAAAUUGCUAGAACUUUUGAUACUCGCCCCCCAAAGUUAAUUCCUAGCUCCGCCACUGGAAAUGGAGGUCUUCUAUUGGAGAAACAAUUAUCUGCUGCAGAUGGUGCUAUUGAAAAAACUAGAAUUUUCAUUUCUAGGGAAUUGGAGGCGGCCACUGAUGGAUUCAGCGAAAGUCGAAUAGUUGGUCAAGGUGGCCAAGGUACAGUAUAUAAAGGGAUCCUAGCCGAUGGAAGAAUUGUGGCAAUCAAGAAGUCGAAGGUCGACAAAAGCCUACUGGAGCAGUUCAUCAACGAGCUCGUCAUUGUUUCGCAAGUUAAUCACAGGAAUGUGGUAAAACUUCUGGGUUGUUGCUUGGAGACAGAAGUUCCUCUGCUUGUCUAUGAAUUUAUCCCUAAUGGAACCCUAUUUAACCUCAUUCAAAACGACAAUGAGGCUGAAUCCUUCCCUUUUACUUGGAGCUUGAGAUUAAAAGUAGCCACAGACGUAGCAGGAGCAUUGGCAUACCUACACUCGGGGCUUACAAUUCCAGUCUUUCACGGGGAUAUCAAGUCCACCAACAUAUUGUUGGAUGAAAAAUACACAGCUAAAGUAUCAAACUUUGGAGCUUCAUUGUCCAUUGCAGUUGACAAAACCCACAUGACCACUCGAGUCCAAGGGACUUUCGGCUACAUCGAUCCAGAAUAUUUCCUGUCGAGCCAAAUUACUGACAAAAGUGACGUUUAUAGCUUUGGGGUGGUUCUUCUUGAGCUCCUAACAAGACAAAAGCCCAUACCUUCCAGAGGAGAAGGAGAAGAUGUCUAUUUAGGAUUGGCACAGAGGUUUCUGACAUCCAUGGAAGAGAAUUCUCUUCCAACGAUUCUUGAUCCUCAAAUUAUAGAUCAAACAAAUGAAGGGGAGGUCAUUGCUGUUGCUAAACUAGCACAGCGAUGCAUAGACUGGGAUGGAAGGAGGAGACCAACUAUGAAGGAAGUUUCCAUCCAGUUGGAAAACAUCAAAAUGUCCAGAGGGGGUUUAACUAUUCAAGAAAAUUAUCAAAGUCCAAGUUGUACCGACGAAGAAGCUGUUGUGAUGAGUGAUGUUUACGACGCAUGGACUAUUGGAAGUGAGAACGUUAAGUCAACUUCAGAUGCCUACGCGGUAUUGAACAAUACAAUCAAAUUCAGCGCUGGCGGGAAAAUGACAGGGCUGGAAAGCGCAACGGAUCUUCUGUCCCACACCCUAUCCCACUCACUGUCCCACUUUUUAUUAUAUUGCUAUUUCUGGUACAGAUCAUACAUGGAUGAGUGGAACUGAGACCGUUAGGUCAGAUUCAAGUGUCAAACCCUUAGAUGUCUAGUACAGUCGAAUUCAGAACUCAUAAUCGUUGACUAUGAGCAUAUAACCUGUUAUGGAGUGGCAUCUUGUAUCAAUGGUAUCAAUGGCAGAGAUUGUGGCAGAGGUUAUGGGAAAGAUUGUGGCAGAUAUUAUGGGAAAGAUUAUGGCAGAUUAUAUGGCAGAGGUUAUGGGAAAGAUUAUGGCAGAUUAUGACAGACAUUAUGGCUAAAAUCUGUAUAUAUUUCUACCUAGAAUAGAAAAUCAGUUACAAUAGCUGUAUAUUAGGUCAAUCAAUCAAGUAUAUAUAGGGGUUUAUCAAGAAUAGAUUGUACAGGAAUUCUUAUUUAAUAGAAAGGACCAGGAAGAGGAAAGGGAUCCGAUUCCAGUCAAUUUACUCAAAUUUUGUCAUGGUAUCAGAGCCUACCUUUUGAAUCUAUAAGAUAUUUUGAGUAUUUUUUUUCUAUAGCUUUUUUGGGUUGAUUUCUAAUCAACAUUCUGGUUUUGAUAUUUCUUAGUUUAUCAAUCUAUGAUUUCGGAUUUGCAUUUGAGUUUUGUUAAAGAUGGCUGCUGAGAAUUCUUUUGGAAGACAAUCUGCAGAGACUUUGGGUAUCAGACUUACAGGGAAGAAUUAUGCAACAUGGGAAUUUCAAUUCAGAAUGUUUCUGAAAGGGAAGGAGCUUUGGGGUCACAUUGAUGGGUCUUCUACUGCUUCUGGAACUGAGAAAGAAAUAAGUCAAUGGGAAUCAAAUGAUUCACGAAUUAUUUCAUGGAUUUUAGCAUCCAUUGAACCUCAUAUGGUGAACAGCUUACGUUCAUUUAAUACUGCAAAGGAGAUAUGGAAUUUUCUAAAACGCAUAUAUCAUCAACACAACACUGCAAGACGAUUUCAGCUUGAACUUGAUAUCAGUAAGUUCAGUCAAGGAGGCCUUAGCAAGCUUUCAAAAAGUUCAUCAAGUUAGCAUGCGUGAUCAGUUUUUGAUGAAACUGAGGCCAGAAUUUGAGACUGCUCGGGGUGGAUUGCUGAAUCGAAAUCCAGUUCCUUCUUUGGAUGUGUGUGUUGGUGAAUUGUUACGGGAAGAACAAAGAUUGGCUACACAGUCAAUUCUAAGUGCAGAUGGUGGGACAUCAGAGGUUGUCAAUGUUGCUUAUGCUGCACAAGGAAGGAAUAGAGGAAAGGGACAAAUGCAGUGCUACAGCUGCAAGGAGUUUGGCCAUAUUGCUCGCAAUUGUGGUAAGAAAUUCUGCAGUUACUGUAAGCAAAGUGGACAUAUUCUCAAGGAAUGUCCUACACGUCCGGAAAACAGGCGAGCCCAAGCUUUUCAAGCUACUGUUCCAGAUGCUCCUGUUAUUGGUCCUACAUCUACAACCAGCCAGACUGUUAUGACCCCAGAAAUGGUCCAGCAGAUGAUUCUUACUGCAUUUUCUGCCCUUGGACUUCACGGUCAAGGACCAGAUGUCGGGGAAGGUAAUCGCGAAGGGGCCUAGAGUGGGAAGAUUAUUUCCAUUGCAAAUU
Molecule: messenger RNA, 3322 nt
Organism: Coffea arabica (coffee)
Lineage: Eukaryota; Viridiplantae; Streptophyta; Magnoliopsida; Gentianales; Rubiaceae
Product: putative wall-associated receptor kinase-like 16
Biological process (GO): protein phosphorylation; cell surface receptor signaling pathway
Cellular component (GO): plasma membrane
Molecular function (GO): protein dimerization activity; protein serine/threonine kinase activity; ATP binding
Source: RefSeq, a predicted model, not a curated record